UGGAUUGGCCGCAGUGACUGUCCUGCUGAUAGCCGGGAUUGAGAUACCGGGUGCGGCUGCGCAAGGCUUGAUCAAUGCCGACCUGGCGAUUGCGGGUGCGCGGGACUUGAUUGACAGUGGUGAACGACCUGCCGAGUGCGGCUGCGCGGGACUUGAUUGACGUGGUGAUCGAGCUGCCGAGUGCGGCUGCACGGGAGUUGAUUGACAGUCGUGGUCGUGCUGCCGAGUGCGGCUGCGCGGGACUUGAUUGACCGUGGCGAUCGAGCUGCCGAGUGCGGCUGCGCAGGACUUGAUUGCACGAGCUAAGUGCGGCUGCGCGGCACUUGAUUGCACGAGCUGCCGAGUGCGGCUGUGCGGGACUUGAUUGACAGUGAUGGUCAAGCAGCCGAGUGCGGCUGCGCGGGACUUGAUUGACAGUCAAUCCUGGGCUCAAUGGGUUUGAGCUGCGGAGUUGCUGUUGUACUAUUCACUCUCGGCUGUAUUCUUAUUGCCAGAAUUUUCCUGGUACUCGGGAGAAAUGGAGCUCCCAAAGUGGGCAGGCGCGGCUCCGCCAGUGUGCUGGUGGUGCUCGGUUCCGGGGGACACACAACAGAAAUUCUCAGGCUGAUGGACAGCCUCUCUGAUUCAUAUGUCCCCAGGCAUUAUGUCAUUGCUAACACGGACAAGAUGAGUGAAGAGAAAGUUUGCAUCCUUGAGGCAUCCAGAACCAAAGGAAAUACUGACCCUCAGCAUACUAUUCACCGGAUUCCUCGAAGCCGUGAGGUCUGUCAGUCCUGGACAUCUUCAGUAGUAACUACGGUGUACUCGCUGCUGUAUUCUAUCCCACUGGUGUUCCAGCUGAAACCUGAUAUGGUGCUGUGUAAUGGUCCAGGAACAUGUGUGCCCCUUUGUGUAUCUGCUCUGCUGCUCGGAAUCCUUGGAAUGAAGAAAGUGUUGAUUAUCUACGUAGAGAGCAUCUGCCGAGUUGAAACCUUAUCUCUUUCAGGGAAGAUACUCUACAAUUUGUCAGAUUACUUUUUUGUUCAGUGGUCAGCGCUACUGAAGAAAUAUCCCAAAGCAAUCUACCUUGGACGACUAGUUUGAACAUCCGUGGGGGCUGGGACAAAGAUUGUGUGGAGAGCAUUUGUGCCCAGAUGUCAGGAAGCAGCAGUGAUGCAGAAUAAAUAUACAUUCCAGAUAUUGUUUGUUGGGUUUAAUCUCUGUCAGGGGAGCAUGUACACUGAAAGGAAAAGUUCUAGAUAAGCUUACGGUGUUGGGGAUAAUCUACUGAAUAUAAAUUUAUGGUCUUGCGACUGCUGCUAGGUCAGAGAAUGAAGUAUUAGCCAUGUACAGUAUGAGGGAAUCAAAUCCCAAAUAAAUAAUCUUAAGGUUAUUAUAACUGUUGGCUGCCUCACAUAUUUGGACUCAUUUUGUUUCACUAUUUUGCCAGUGAACUAAUUUUUAACAAUAGAAGAAAGCCAUUAGCCCCCAAUUUAAUUGAUUACCCUUUUCUUAUGUUUAGUUCUGUUCUUGAAUGGUACUGUACACUAAAAAUAAGUGUAUUUACUUUACAUUAUACUGAAUCCCUACAAAUAUUUUGCACAUCAGAGGUUAGAGUAGCAGUGCUAUUGAUUCCCAGCCAGAAUUCAUUUGAACUCUCCUUAUUUGAAGAACAUUUUUAACUUCUUAAGUUGUCAAGUGUUCAUGUUAUGAGCCACUUUUCAUGAUUGUAGUCUUUCUUCCUACAAUGUUUUCCAAAUUCUAAAAUUAAAAUCAACGGUAGUGGAAA
Molecule: messenger RNA, 1768 nt
Organism: Hemiscyllium ocellatum (epaulette shark)
Lineage: Eukaryota; Metazoa; Chordata; Chondrichthyes; Orectolobiformes; Hemiscylliidae
Gene: alg14
Product: ALG14 UDP-N-acetylglucosaminyltransferase subunit
Exons: 4
Coding region: 433-1083 (216 amino acids)
Biological process (GO): dolichol-linked oligosaccharide biosynthetic process
Cellular component (GO): UDP-N-acetylglucosamine transferase complex
Source: RefSeq, a predicted model, not a curated record